Penicillium paradoxum is the source of this 840-nucleotide messenger RNA. Its product is annotated as SDR family NAD(P)-dependent oxidoreductase. The transcript has 3 exons. The record is from RefSeq and is a predicted model, not a curated record. The coding region runs from base 1 to 840 and encodes 279 amino acids. Lineage: Eukaryota; Fungi; Ascomycota; Eurotiomycetes; Eurotiales; Aspergillaceae.
AUGUCAUUGCUUCAAGAUCUUGUCUUGAUUAUCACAGGUAGUGCGUCUGGAAUUGGCCUCGCGACAGCUACACAAGCUCUGGAUCAAGGCGCCCGGAUCCUAGGUGUCGAUGUCUCGUCAGCCCCUGCGUCACUCAGUGAACACCCAAAUUACAAAUUCCUACAAGGUGAUCUGACCCAUGAGUCCACACCGAAACAAGUGGUAGAAACAUGCAUCAAAGAAUUCGGUGGCCGAAUUGAUGGUCUGUUGAACAUCGCGGGUAUCAUGGAUCGCAAUGCCAGCGUGGAUAGUCUGUCCGAUGAUAUGUGGGAUCGGUGCAUCGCGAUUAAUCUGUCAGCCCCAGUGAAGCUCAUGCGUGAGGUUAUCCCUAUUAUGCGAGAGCAGAAAAGUGGUAGUAUUGUGAAUGUUGGUAGCAAAGCAGCCACAAGCGGUGCGGCGUCCGGUGUCGCAUACACGGCUAGUAAGUCCACCACGCUUUUCGUCGUGCAACCAAAAAUGUUGCAUGGCGGUAUAAACAAGAAGGGAUUCGUUGCAAUGCGGUUUGCCCGGGCGGUAAGUCUGAACACCAUACUCGAGGAUCAUCGUGGAUACGCAGUUAGCUCAUCCUCUAUCCCAGGAGUUCCAACUGGCAUAGUGCAAGCAUCUGAUCCAACCACUUGGGACAAGGAUGCUCUAGGAACAAUGUCUCUUAUUCACGAGGCACACGCUUCUGAUCGGCGUGAGGGGCUGGGAGUUGAGGCCGAGAAUAUCGCCGACUGUCUUAUCUUCUUGGUCUCAAGUCACAGCAAAAGAAUCAACGGAUCAGUAAUCCCCGUCGACAAUGCUUGGUCUGUGAUCUAA